Messenger RNA from Cygnus atratus (black swan), 2054 nucleotides. It is a transcript of the gene LBR, whose product is annotated as lamin B receptor. Gene Ontology annotation, cellular component: nuclear inner membrane. The coding region runs from base 156 to 1982 and encodes 608 amino acids. Gene Ontology annotation, molecular function: oxidoreductase activity, acting on the CH-CH group of donors, NAD or NADP as acceptor. NCBI's taxonomy places the organism in Eukaryota, Metazoa, Chordata, Aves, Anseriformes, Anatidae. Gene Ontology annotation, biological process: sterol biosynthetic process. The record is from RefSeq and is a predicted model, not a curated record. The transcript has 14 exons.
GGGGCGUGGCCGGAGGCCGGACCGUUGCGCGGCCCUAACCGUCGUUACCGCGGCUGAGGAGCGCCGCGCUCGGGGCCCGGUCGCGCUGCUCCGCGGAGGCACGUCCCGUCCCGCCCGGCCCGCUGCGGGCGGCCGCCAGGAAUUGCGUUUGGAAAAUGCCGAACCGGAGGUUUGCCGAUGGCGAGGUGGUGAUGGGUCGUUGGCCAGGAAGUGUCCUGUAUUAUGAAGUACAAGUGACUAAUUACGAUGAUGUUACUCAUCUUUAUACUGUUAAGUACAAAGAUGGGACUGAACUUGCUUUGAAAGAAAGUGAUAUAAAGUCCCAAUCAUCAUUCAAGCACAGGAAAAGCCAGUCUUCUUCGAGUUCUCCUUCCAGAAGAAGUACUAGCAGAUCUCGAUCUAGAUCUCCCGGUCGGCCAGCAAAAGGCAGACGUCGUUCUUCUUCUCAAAGCAGAGAACAUAAAGAUGACAAAAAGAAAAUUAUUCAGGAAACCAAUUUAGCUCUACUGAAACCAAGUGAGAACAACACCAGGAGGUACAAUGGUGAACCUGACAGCACAGAGAGAAAUGACACGUCCAGCAAAAUCUUGGAGCAAAAAUUGAAACCAGACCUGGAAAUAGAGCGUGUGCUCGAUCAGUACAGCUUGCGUCCAAGAAAAGAAGAAAAGAAAAGAGAAGAGAUAUAUUCAGAGAAAAAGGUUUUUGAGACAAUAAAAACUACUGAGAAAGUAUCAUCAAAAACAAAAGAGCUGGAGUUUGGUGGAAGAUUUGGGACCUUCAUGCUGAUAUUUUUCCUACCUGCUACUGUAUUCUACUUGCUGUUGAUGUGUGAACAAGAUGACCCCAGCGUUAUGAACUUCCCUCCUCCUAUGCCAGCACUUGAAAGUCUCUGGGAAGCUAGGGUGUUUGGUGUCUUUCUUCUGUGGUUUUUCCUUCAAGCUCUGUUCUACUCACUGCCAAUUGGAAAGGUUGUGGAAGGCCUACCUCUUUCAAAUGGAACAAAGCUGCAGUACAGGAUAAAUGGGUUUUAUGCUUUUGUUUUGACUGCUGCAAUUAUUGGAAUAUUAUUAUAUUUUCAAUUCGAACUUCAUUAUUUGUACGAACACUUCCUGCAGUUUGCAGUAUCAGCUGCAGCUUUUUCUAUGGGAUUGAGCAUUUAUCUGUAUAUCCGGUCCCUGAAAGCACCUGAGGAAGACCUAGCACCAGGUGGAAAUUCUGGGUAUUUUGUUUAUGACUUCUUUACUGGACAUGAAUUGAACCCUCGUAUUGGCAGUUUUGACCUCAAAUACUUCUGUGAGUUGCGUCCAGGAUUAAUUGGCUGGGUUGUUAUAAACUUGGUGAUGCUCUUGGCUGAGAUGAAGAUACAUAAUCAGAGUAUGCCAUCUUUGUCAAUGAUACUUGUGAACAGCUUUCAGCUUCUUUAUGUGGUAGAUGCUCUUUGGAAUGAGGAAGCUGUUUUGACUACAAUGGAUAUUACCCAUGAUGGAUUUGGAUUCAUGCUAGCAUUUGGAGAUUUGGUAUGGGUUCCAUUUGUCUACAGUCUGCAGGCCUUCUAUUUAGUUGGACAUCCUACUGCAAUUUCUUGGCCUGUUGCUGCUGCAAUUAUUAUUCUGAAUGGUAUUGGGUAUUACAUAUUCCGUAGUGCAAAUUCUCAGAAAAAUAGUUUCCGAAGGAAUCCAGCAGAUCCCAAAUUGGCCUAUCUGAAAUUUAUACCCACUGCAACUGGAAAAGGGCUUCUUGUUACAGGUUGGUGGGGUUUUGUCCGUCACCCUAAUUAUCUUGGUGACAUCAUCAUGGCAUUAGCAUGGUCCCUACCCUGUGGUUUUAAUCACAUUUUGCCAUAUUUCUAUGUGAUUUAUUUCAUCUGCUUGCUUGUUCAUCGGGAAGCUCGUGAUGAACAUCAUUGUAAGAAAAAGUAUGGCUUGGCAUGGGAAAGGUAUUGUCAGCGUGUACCAUACCGCAUAUUUCCUUACAUUUACUAGAGCACUCCAGAUACCUGUUUUGCAAAUUACUUCUAAAGUUUCUUUGCAAAUAAAAAUAUACCUCUUACCUUU